This is a messenger RNA of Notodromas monacha, 2627 nucleotides long. NCBI's taxonomy places the organism in Eukaryota, Metazoa, Arthropoda, Ostracoda, Podocopida, Cyprididae. The record is from the annotation of a GenBank genome assembly.
AAACAAGAACUUUCAAUGUGUUCCAACAACUUCGGCAAAGCUCAAGUAAAUGGUCUCAUCAUCAAUAAAAAAAAUGAGCCCUUAUUUCCUUUCCCGAUCAACAAGACGCGAUCGGUUUCAAAUCCGACGGCUGUUGCCAGCAAAUGUUCUCUACUCUUUUCUGGUUACUCCCUGUAGCAUUAUUAAACCCUCUACGUUGCUCACAGCUUUUCACUCCACCACUUGUCACAAGGGUACGACACAAAACGACUGACUUUUAUCCCGUUUUACUCCUUCAUCAGAAAACAUAGAAAUUGAGGAAAUUGUGGGUUCAGGAGAACAAGAACGAAGGAAUCUCGGGGGUUUAAAAAAAGAGUAUGUCUGCAAUGAGCCCCGCAGGCGAUGGCGCGAUUGGAACGGGGCUCACGGCGACACGUGCUCACGCGAGCAAGGACGUCAUUGACACGCCCGAGAAACGAAUCGUGCCGGACGGCGGGGACAAUUUAGCGUCAGUUUCGUCGACAGAAACACGCGACUUGCAUUCCGAGCUCGACAGGGUCAAAGCAAAUUCGGCUGACCCAGACGAAGGAAUCCCGAAUUUAAAUGAACCGUGGGCGGUCGGCAUCGCGAUUGGUUCCAUUCAACCAGGAUCUCAGGACAACGGAACUCCGCCGCGUUCAGUGAGCCACCCCGAUGGCGGCGGCGGCGAGUUUUACGCCGCCGGGACUGUAAACCCAGAGCGAGGCUUCACCAAGAUGAAUGCCAUUCUCAGCCUACUAGGCUUAGAAUCCCUCAUAAAAACCCAUGAGAUUUCUCGCCCUCCCAUCGUCAAGACCGACUCGCCGUUAGCAGACAUAGCUCCGGCAAACGAGCCCACUACUACUACUCUUCCUUCUCCGACGACGACCACACAUUUAGCCACCCCAGAAGUCUCGUCCUUUCUAAAAGGAAUCGACCUCAUAAAACUGCCUCGAUCCGUAAGCGAAGAAUUCGUUAUCAGCUCCAGCGCCGGCGGUGAAUACCCGUCCGACACGGACCACGGUGACUCUCAGGCCCCAGACAGCCAACCACAACAAAAGCCAUCAUUGUCGGGAAAGGCGUCGCUGACGAACAUUGCCCUGCGACACGCCGACAGCGACGAGUGCUCCGAGGUCUAUAGGAAUUUGAAUUAUCAAGAGGAUCAUAAUCACGAGGUGCCGAAAACUUGGCCGAGGGCUGCGAGUUCGUCCGAACCGAGCAAUGGCAGAUUUCGAUUCUCGUUUUCCGGCUUGCGGAAGAAGUUGUUUGGGACAAAGGUGACGAAACCGAUCAACAAACAACAGUCCCCGGUUUCGACGGCAGUUUCUAGUCCGAAUCCCGGACCGGGUUCGAAGAUAAAUCCAGGAACCACAACCACCAACAAGAAGAAGUCCCGCCUCAGCGUCAUUCACAAGUGGAGAUGCAGGUUCUGGGGCUUGAAGAAAGUCGAGACCCGGGUCGGGCCCGCGGGGCCAGAGCCCUUCGAUACCGAGUCUGGGAAAACCUACUUGGACUGCUUGGAUGAACUCAAGACUGAGAAUGAAAUGAUUUCCAUCAGAGAUGAAGAGCCGCCGAACGAGCCCCUGCCGUUCGUUGCCGGAGCCGCUCAGAAACCUUCUGGGAUGUUUCUUCCGACGAACAUUGAGAUCAUGUCUGGUGAUGGCUAUCGGAUGCGGGCAGGAAUGAGCAUAGAGACAUGUCGAAAUCUACCGAAAGAUCACGGUCCGAUCGGUGAUUUCAUUCAUCCUAGCUGCAUCAAACCCGAUAAAGAGGAGCUUUUGGGAAUCGAGAAAUCAGCUACGCAAGACGAUACGACCCCUUCGCAAAUGUUCUUCGAAACAUUUUUCAAUCGUCUCCGAGCCACAGUCGAGCAUCAUCCGCAACAACAACAAACCAGCACGACGACAUUAUCUCGUCGUGCAUCCAAAACAAACGAGGAUGAGACAUGUGUACGAAAUUCUUGGAGCGCGGAUACUUGGGAAGGAGAACCCCCGGCACACGGGUUCUACGUGGAACGAAACCAGGAAGACGUUUCCCACCACGGCGAGUCUCUCCGGAAAUCCAGUUCCGAGACAGCGACCCACCUGGAGCAUUUGUGCAACUCACCCGCCGGGAAACUUUCACCGGCCGACCUCGAAUUCGGCCCCAUGCGAUGGUUCACGCGCACAGAAACGUACGUUCGGCGCAGGAGCUUGUCACACAACUACGACGAAUCCGACUCCGAAUGCAGUUCCACGACAGGACACAGUUUCGUUGGUCAUCCGUGUCGGGAGCCUUAUGAGCAUUUGAGUCAAGAGAUUGUUUGUCACGCUCCUGCGUCCGAACAACGGAUCCGUGGGGAAUCUUCGAGAGAAGAAAGCCCGGCAUUGUCCGGCCACAGUUCGCAGAGCAUCAACGAGGGCUUCGUGUCGCGGCUACCGGAGUUAUGUUCCGAACUGGAAUCCGAACCCGAUUGGGCAAUAUCAAAUCUCGACGCCCGAGCCCUAAAAUGGCAUCAAAAUCUCCCCCACAGGUCCUUGAAACCCGCGACCAUGGCAAGGCAUCAAGGAGGCUUCUUGCAUUAUGACGACGGCGAUAAAGCUCUUUGCUCCGAACCCUUGCCUGCUCAAUACCAGCUUCGAGUGCCGCAC